Anopheles merus is the source of this 2080-nucleotide messenger RNA. RefSeq names its product splicing factor 3A subunit 3 (gene noi). NCBI's taxonomy places the organism in Eukaryota, Metazoa, Arthropoda, Insecta, Diptera, Culicidae. Bases 162 to 1616 code for a protein of 484 amino acids. The transcript has 2 exons. Gene Ontology annotation, molecular function: RNA binding; zinc ion binding. The record is from RefSeq and is a predicted model, not a curated record. Gene Ontology annotation, cellular component: nucleus; spliceosomal complex. Gene Ontology annotation, biological process: mRNA splicing, via spliceosome.
GCUUCAUGUUCAGUUCUCGACCAAACGUCAGAAAGUUUGUGUUUCUUUUCUUGUGCGGCGCGUUAUUUCCCGAUUCGCUUGCAUUUUUCACUGAUUUCCCGUGAUUUUAGUUUCGUUUUCAUCGUCAACACUGUGCUGGAGCUAACGAAGACCCAGCGAAGAUGGAAACAAUCUUUGAAAUACAGCGGCGCUUGCACGAAGAGUGUGACCGGCUGGUGAUGGCCAUGUCGGAGGAGUUGAUGAUACCAAAGAAGACGACAAAAGAGAAAGUGCUAGCGGACCACCGGAUAAAGAUCUAUCUCGAGCGAUACCAGACGUGCUCGAAGUCGCUGCUGGAGCUGUACCAGGAUAAGGACGGCGAACGGAAGCAGGAAAUCACUAACAUGAGCGUGAACGAGUUCAAAGAGUUUUACAGCCAGUUCAAUGGGCUGAUCGAGUUCCAUUCCAACCACGGCAACAAUGUGGCCGUACCGGCAUCGAUCGAGUUCGACAAGCUGAAGGAGCAGCUGAACGAUCCGGCCUACCUGGCCGAGGUGGUGAAGUUUAGCGACGUGGAAAACUAUGGCCAGUACUUGGAUCUGCACGAAUGCUACGAUAACUUCGUCAAUCUGAAGGGCAUCGACAAGAUCGACUACAUUACGUAUCUGUCGGAGUUUAACAAGUUCGCCGAUAUACCGCGCAAGCAGAAGAACCUUAAGUACAAGGGAUACCUGCAGCUGCUGCACGACUAUCUGCACUCGUUCAUCACCCGCAGCAGGCCGCUGUUCUUCGAGCUGGAGCACACGGUGAAGCGCAACGAGCUGCAGUUCGAAGACAUGUGGAAGAACGGCAUCGUGCCGGGGUGGGAGAAGGUACGCGACGUCGAUGACGAUGCGCUGAUCAAUUUGAACGAGUUCGGCAAAUGGGAGGACCUCACGUACCUCGGGCUGGAUCGGCUGAAGGCCGCCCUGCAGGCGCUCGGCAUGAAGUGCGGCGGCACGCUAGAGGAGCGCGCGCAGCGCCUGUUCGCCUCGAAGGACGACAAAAACCAGGAGAACGAGCGCAAGCGGAUGAUGAACCUGAACAAGGAGAAGGAUAUCGCGCAGCUGGAGUAUAAGAUCGCGAAGCUGGCGGACCUGGUGGACGACCAGAUUUACGAGACGAAGAUCAACCUGCAGCGCAAGCAGGCCCGCUACACGCUGGACGAGAGCGACGAGGACAGCAUGGACGAGGAGGAGUCGGACGAUGACGACGGCAUCCCGUACAAUCCGAAGAAUCUGCCGCUCGGGUACGACGGCAAGCCGAUCCCGUACUGGCUGUACAAGCUGCACCAGCUGCACUUUACGUACGAGUGCGAAAUCUGCGGCAACUACAAGUACAACGGGCCGAAAGCGUUCCAGAACCACUUUUCCGAGUGGCGGCACGCGCACGGCAUGCGCUGCCUGGGCAUCCCGAACACGGCCCACUUUGCCAACAUUACCAAGAUCGAGGACGCGCUGGUGCUGUGGGACAAGGUGAAGGAGCAAACGUUCUCCAAGAUGUGGGUGCCGGCCAACGAGGAAGAGUUUGAGGAUUCGCGCGGCAACAUUCUCAGCAAGAAGGUGUAUCUUGACCUGCAGAAGCAAGGCCUGCUGUAGGAAAGUGCAUUGCGAGGAUUGGAGGGGGCGAAACGGAAUAAAAAACAGCAAACGAACACACAACAGUACACUUAUCUCUUCGGCUACUCCCUCCGCCCCCCGGGGUUGGCGCCAGAGCAAGAGCAACUCAAUCGGUGUAAUCCAAGUACGCUGCGGCGUUGUUUACGUUUCGAAUGCCCGUUUCGUAAUUUGCAUCCCAAAAGGUUGAUGGUGUCUGGGCGUGUACAAGUGUGUGUGUGUAUUGGCAAUCAUGAAAGCGCCACAUUUGCAUACGGUCCCCAUUGUGGGAAGUACCACACAGCCUGCAGAGAAGGAGCAGAACACAAAUGAUGAACGAAACUGUUCUAAUUUUAAACCGAAUACCACGAGGGGAAAUCAUUGCGCGCGUAUCAUCAUCAUUGGUGUAUGAUGGUGGUAUGACACCUUCUUUACAUUGGGUAGAAUAAAAUAUGAUCUGCUGUGAA